This is a messenger RNA of Cucumis sativus (cucumber), 1985 nucleotides long. RefSeq names its product phosphatidate cytidylyltransferase 1. NCBI's taxonomy places the organism in Eukaryota, Viridiplantae, Streptophyta, Magnoliopsida, Cucurbitales, Cucurbitaceae. Gene Ontology annotation, cellular component: endoplasmic reticulum membrane. The transcript is spliced from 12 exons. Gene Ontology annotation, molecular function: phosphatidate cytidylyltransferase activity. The record is from RefSeq and is a predicted model, not a curated record. Bases 396 to 1679 code for a protein of 427 amino acids.
UCGUAGGUUUGGUUGCGAGAUCAUCAUCAAUUCAUCAUCAUCAAUUCAUCAUCAUCAAAUGUGUUGUGUGAGAAAGAAGAAGUGACAGUUGUGAAUCCUUCGUCAAUGGAAAACCAAUUGUAUUGAUUCAAAGCCAAUAUUAUUCCAUUGGAGUUCACGUUCUCUUCUUCACCGCUCACCAAAACUCACAGACAAAAUUACGUCAACAGCUUCGUAGCAAUGUGUGUUAUGUAAUAAUCCCUUCACUACUCAACACGUUGAUCUCAACUUUUCCUUCUGCACUCUGCCAUCCCCUUCACUCUGACUUCAAUCUGUUUGAUCUGUCCCCGUUUUCUUCUUUCUACAGCCUUUGCCAGGCUAUACAGCAUUGAUGUGAGAUCUGGUUUUGAAGAGAUAUGCAGAGAGAAAAUAGUUUCAACUAUCCAUCGAGCCCUAGUGCUCGGCUUCGACACCGUAGGAGAUCGAAUGAGGGAAUUGUGGAGGAUUUGAAGUCAAAUGGAAGCCCUUUACUUGUUAAUGACAGAAAUAAAUAUAAGUCAAUGUUGAUUCGUGCCUAUUCAUCUGUCUGGAUGAUUGGAGGGUUUGCAUUAGUAAUAUACCUUGGACAUCUAUAUAUUAUGGCUAUGGUGGUAGUAAUCCAAAUCUUUAUGGCACGAGAACUUUUCAAUCUACUUAGGAGGACUCAUGAAGACAGGCAGCUCCCAGGAUUCCGGUCAUUAAACUGGUACUUCUUCUUUACGGCAAUGUUUUUUGUCUACGGCCGUCUUCUCAGUCAACGGCUUGUCAAUACUGUAACAACAGAUAAAGUUCUGUAUCAGCUUGUUAGCAGCCUCGUCAAGUAUCAAAUGGCCAUUUGCUAUUUUUUGUAUAUUGCAGGUUUUAUGUGGUUCAUUCUCACUCUAAAAAAGAAAAUGUACAAAUAUCAGUUUGGCCAGUAUGCAUGGACACACAUGAUCUUGAUAGUUGUGUUUACACAGUCUUCGUUCACUGUUGCUAACAUCUUCGAAGGAAUCUUCUGGUUUCUUCUUCCAGCAACACUCAUUGUAAUAAAUGACAUUGCUGCAUACUUCUUUGGAUUUUUCUUUGGACGAACCCCAUUGAUCAAGAUAUCACCAAAGAAAACUUGGGAGGGAUUCAUAGGAGCCUCUGUGACAACUAUUAUCUCGGCAUUUAUGCUUGCAAACAUCAUGGGUCGGUUCAGUUGGCUCACUUGUCCAAGAAAGGAUUUAUCAACUGGUUGGCUUCACUGUGAUCCAGGUCCCAUGUUCACACCAGAAUUUUUUACUUUGCCAGGAUGGAUUCCUACAUGGGUGCGUACAGUGUUCCCAUGGAAAGAUGUUACCAUUUUGCGAGUUCAGUGGCAUGCUAUAUGUCUUGGUUUGUUUGCAUCAAUAAUAGCUCCUUUUGGCGGCUUCUUUGCGAGUGGCUUCAAGAGAGCUUUUAAAAUCAAGGAUUUUGGUGAUAGCAUUCCUGGACAUGGUGGAAUCACAGAUAGGAUGGAUUGUCAGAUGGUGAUGGCUGUGUUUUCAUACAUCUAUCAUCAAUCAUUUGUUGUGUCUCAGAGCAUCACUGUUGAAUCAAUUAUUGAUCAGGUACUAAUGAAUCUUACAUUUGAGGAGCAACAACUUCUUUUCACGAAACUUGGGCAAAUGCUGCAAGACAGGCUGUUCCUGCAAUAGUAACAUCUGUCGUCCUUUUGUAUAUGGUGAUCUAGGAUUAAAAAUUUACUACUGACCUGUACAUGGAUAUUGUUUUGUAAUUUUCUUCCUCGUAUAAUUUAUCUGCAACAAGUCUUGGAAUUUAGAUGAUUGUUUCUACAUUUGCACUUUGUAUAGUUUAUGUGCAUCUUCAUUUGUAUAAGAGGGUGGAACCAUGGGCUCUCUUUUUAUUUUAGAGCAUGCGUGUAAAUACCAUUGAAAACUAAGCUCGAUGAUCUGAAGUUUUUCUUACAUAAUUUCAGCUUCGUUACAGACCUGUUUAGUAAA